AUUCAUAUCUUCAUUAGAUGGCAAGAGCUUCCUAAGGAGCAUCUUGUCUUCACCAUGGACUCCCACAAGGAAGUAUGUGUUUUGCUUCUUACCCACUUAACCUCCAGAAAAUUUUACCCCCUUCAUGACCAGGGCAUUUUUUGCUAUUUAGCACUGCGCUACUUUAACUGGUCAUUGCGCAAUCAUGCAACAAUGUGCCCAAAUUAAAUUUUAUAUAUUUUUUUUUUCCACAAACAGAGCUUUCUUUUGAUGUGGUAUUUGAUCACUUGUGAGCUUUUUAUUUUUUCACGCUAUAAACAAAAAA
Staurois parvus is the source of this 304-nucleotide messenger RNA. NCBI's taxonomy places the organism in Eukaryota, Metazoa, Chordata, Amphibia, Anura, Ranidae. The record is from the annotation of a GenBank genome assembly.